Messenger RNA from Plasmodium vivax (malaria parasite P. vivax), 1452 nucleotides. RefSeq lists its product as hypothetical. The record is from RefSeq and is a predicted model, not a curated record. Lineage: Eukaryota; Apicomplexa; Aconoidasida; Haemosporida; Plasmodiidae. Gene Ontology annotation, cellular component: nucleus; cytoplasm. The transcript has a single exon. Bases 343 to 1452 code for a protein of 369 amino acids.
ACACCGAAAAGGAGGCGUUUCUCAAAAGGGGAAAGCAGAAUUGUAAAAAAUAAAGCGGCAAAGCGGCAAAGCGGUAAAACAGCAAAGCGGCAAAGCGGUAAAACAGCAAAGCGGCAAAACAGUUAAAUACUUUUUUUAAAACUUAACAAAAUCCUUAAGAAGCACAACUCAAACGAAGAAGAAGAAGAAGAAGAAAAACUCAAAAAAAGUACCCCCAACCAAAUUGGCCACAAGCACCAAGUGCAAAAGAGGCAAAACGACAGCAAGUGGCGGCACGCCGAGUAAGAGCCAUUCAGCCGCUAUCCGCUAUCUGCCGAACCGGCUAACGGGCGGAGGGCUUCUAUGCGAGCGCUGGCGGCCAAGUACCACGUGCUGGCGAGAAACUUCUUCGAAAAGAACCCCACCCGAAGGAGGAAAGUGGAACCGAGGGGAUUGAAAAGGCAUUUGUUCACGUCGUUGAUCCUUUUCUGUUCGCCACCCAUGGGAAAGGUCAUAGGGACGCACUCGGGACGUUUCCAUACGGACGAAAUACUAGCCACUGUGAUGCUGAAGUUUUUACCAGAAUAUAAAGAUGCGAAGAUUAUUAGAACCCGGGAUCAAGAGAAGCUGGACCAGUGUGACGUGGUGGUAGAUGUAGGAGGAGUGUACGACCAUGAAAAGAAGAGAUAUGACCAUCACCAGAAAGAAUUUAAUGGAACGUUAGAUGCCGAGCAUGACAUAAGACUAAGCAGCGCAGGGCUAAUUUACAAACACUAUGCGAAAGAUGUUUUCCGAAAAGGGUUCGGCAUAACAGAUGAGGAGAAGGUGAAUACUCUCUAUGAUAAAGUGUACACUGCCUUUAUCGAAUCUGUGGAUGCCCUGGACAACGGAAUUAACCAGCACGAAGGAAUUGCAAAAUAUCAAAUUAAUACAACGUUACAGCAUCGGGUGAAUCGAUUCAAUCCCAACUUCCUAGAAAGUGAAGCUGAUGCUGAUGAACGCUUUAUGUCAGCUGCUCAAAUUGUUAAAGAAGAAUUCGUUAGCUUCGUUAAUUAUUACUCUAACGUCUGGUACGCAGCUAAGAGUAUCACCUUAGAAGCAGUAAAAGACAGAUUCAAUUUUCACAAAUCCGGAAGAGUUAUCUUCUUGAAGAGACAUUGCCCCUACUAUGAUCAUGUGUACGAUAUAGAAGAAGAACUAAACAUUAAAGACGAAAUUUUGUUUUGCAUCUACAAUGAUAGAUACCAGGAAUGCAGGUGCGGAACAAUUUCCAAGAAAAAUGAAUCCUUCACCAUUAGACUGCCAUUUCCCAAAAGCUUUAGGGGCCUCCAAAAUGAGGAACUCGAAAAAGUGUCCAAAAUCCCGGGGCUGUCCUUCGUCCAUUAUUCUGGAUUCACCAGUGGAGGGAAAAAUGUCGACUGUCUGUUGAAGUUGGUGGAGGCAACUUUGAAGGAGAACAACGUUGCCUUCUAG